Molecule: messenger RNA, 5031 nt
Organism: Aspergillus brunneoviolaceus CBS 621.78
Lineage: Eukaryota; Fungi; Ascomycota; Eurotiomycetes; Eurotiales; Aspergillaceae
Product: clathrin heavy chain
Exons: 6
Coding region: 1-5031 (1676 amino acids)
Biological process (GO): intracellular protein transport; receptor-mediated endocytosis; Golgi to endosome transport
Cellular component (GO): clathrin complex; clathrin coat of coated pit; actin cortical patch
Molecular function (GO): structural molecule activity; clathrin light chain binding
Source: RefSeq, a predicted model, not a curated record
AUGGCUCCUCUACCGAUCAAGUUCACGGAGCUCCUUAAUUUGACAACGGCUGAAAUUGCGCCUGCGUCCAUUGGUUUCAACUCUUGCACUCUAGAAUCAGACCACUAUGUGUGUGUCCGGCAAAAGCUCGAUGAGGACGACAAGCCCCAGGUCAUCAUCAUCAACCUGAAGAACAACAAUGAGGUCAUCAAGCGACCGAUCAACGCGGACAGCGCUAUCAUGCACUGGGACCGCAAUAUCAUCGCCCUCAAGGCCCAGGGUCGCACGAUCCAGAUCUUUGAUCUGGCGGCGAAGCAGAAGCUGAAGUCGUCGGUGAUGAAUGAGGAUAUCGUGUACUGGAAGUGGUUCAGCGAGAAGUGUCUGGGUCUGGUCACGGAACAGUCCGUAUACCACUGGGAUGUCUUUGACCCGACUCAGACACAACCUCUGAAGAUCUUUGACCGUCUUCCCAACCUCAGUGGAUGUCAAAUUAUCAACUACCGCGUCAACGAAGAUGAGAAGUGGAUGGUAGUGGUCGGAAUCAGCCAGCAGCAGGGACGUGUGGUGGGCUCGAUGCAGCUCUAUUCCAAGGAGCGCGGAAUCUCCCAAUUCAUCGAGGGUCAUGCUGCUGCCUUCGCUUCCAUUCGGGUCGAAGGCUCCCCGCUCGAGCACAAGCUGUUCACCUUCGCCGUCCGAACGCCGACCGGUGCCAAGUUGCAGAUCGCCGAGAUCGACCACCAGGAGCCAAACCCACGGUUCCAGAAGAAGGCAGUGGAGGUAUACUUCCCUCAGGAGGCUGUCAAUGACUUCCCUGUCGCCAUGCAAGUUUCCAAGAAGUACGACAUCGUCUAUCUCGUCACGAAGUACGGCUUUAUUCACCUCUACGAUCUUGAGACCGGCACGUGCAUCUUCAUGAACCGGAUUUCCAGCGAAACCAUCUUCACCACUGCCCCUGAUUCCGACUCUGCUGGUCUGGUCGGUGUUAACCGCAAGGGCCAAGUUCUGUCCGUUAGUGUCGAUGAGAGCAACAUCAUCCAGUAUCUGAUGGAGAACCCCGCCAUGUCCGGCCUCGCAGUCAAGCUUGCUUCUAAGGCAGGUCUUCCUGGAGCGGAUCACCUCUAUCAGCAGCAGUUCGACAACCUGAUCGCCCAAGGAAAUUUCUCCGAGGCCGCCAAGAUUGCUGCGAACUCGCCCCGCGGUUUCCUCCGCACCCCGGAGACCAUCAACCGCUUCAAGAACGCCCCCCAGACGGGUCAGAUGUCUGUCAUUCUCCAAUACUUCGGUAUGCUGCUGGACAAGGGCUCCCUGAACAAGUACGAGAGUGUGGAGCUGGUCCGCCCUGUCUUGCAGCAGAACAGGAAGCACCUUCUUGAGAAGUGGAUGCGCGAAAACAAGUUGGAAGCCUCCGAAGAGCUUGGUGAUAUUGUCCGUCCUUACGACAUGAACCUGGCCCUGUCUAUCUAUCUCCAGGCCAAUGUAUCUCAGAAGGUCAUUGCCGGGUUUGCUGAGACGGGCCAGUUUGACAAGAUCCUCGCCUACUCGAAGCAGGUUGGCUACCAGCCGGAUUACACCCAGCUGCUGCAGCACAUCGUUCGUGUGAACCCCGAAAAGGGUGCCGAAUUCGCUACGCAGCUCGCCAACGAGGAGUCGGGAGCUCUCAUCGAUCUCGACCGCGUUGUCGAUGUGUUCCUGUCCCAGAACAUGAUCCAGCAAGCCACUUCGUUCCUUCUCGAUGCCCUGAAGGAUAACAAGCCCGAGCAUGGCCAUCUUCAGACUCGUUUGCUCGAGAUGAACCUUGUCAACGCCCCCCAGGUUGCUGAUGCCAUUCUUGGCAAUGAGAUUUUCACGCACUACGACCGUCCUCGGAUCUCCCAGCUUUGCGAGAAUGCUGGCCUCAUCCAGCGUGCUCUUGAAAACACCGAGGACCCGGCGGCCAUCAAGAGGAAUAUUGUUCGUACCGACAAAUUGAGCCCCGAGUGGUUGAUGGAAUACUUCGGCAAGCUGUCCGUUGAGCAGACGCUUGACUGCAUGGACACCAUGUUGCAGGUUAACAUCCGCCAGAAUCUGCAAGCCGUUGUCCAGAUCUGUACCAAGUUCUCUGACCUCCUUGGCCCCUCUCGCUUGAUUGCCUUGCUGGAGAAAUACCGUACCGCCGAGGGUCUUUACUAUUACCUUGGCAGUAUUGUUAACCUUAGCGAAGACCCUGAGGUGCACUUCAAGUACAUCGAAGCUGCCACUGCUAUGAACCAGAUCACGGAAGUGGAGCGCAUCUGUCGCGAGAGCAACUACUACAACCCCGACAAGGUUAAGAACUUUUUGAAAGAGGCCAAGUUGACCGAGCAGCUUCCGCUGAUCAUUGUGUGCGAUCGCUUCAACUUCAUCCACGACUUGGUUCUCUACCUCUACCAGAACCAGCAGUACAAGUCUAUCGAGGUUUACGUUCAGCGUGUCAACCCCUCGCGUGCGCCCGCUGUCGUCGGUGGUCUGUUGGAUGUCGACUGUGACGAGAGCAUCAUCAAGAACCUUCUCUCUACUGUUGACCCGGCUGUGAUCCCCAUCGACGAGCUUGUUUCCGAGGUGGAGAGUCGCAACCGGUUGAAGUUGCUUCUGCCCUUCCUUGAGGCUACCCUUGCGACGGGUAACCAGCAGCAAGCCGUCUACAACGCAUUGGCCAAGAUUUACAUCGACAGCAACAACAAUCCCGAGAAGUUCUUGAAGGAGAACGACAUGUAUGACACUUUGACCGUCGGAAAGUACUGCGAGAAGCGGGAUCCCAACCUCGCAUACAUUGCCUACCGUAAGGGACAGAAUGAUCUCGAGCUCAUCAACAUCACCAACGAGAAUGCCAUGUACCGUGCUCAGGCGCGCUACCUUGUUGAGCGGGCUGAUCCCGAGAUCUGGUCCUUUGUCCUGAGCGAGAACAACCAGCACCGUCGCUCCUUGGUCGAUCAAGUCAUUGCCACUGCAGUGCCCGAGUCGACUGAGCCGGACAAAGUGUCCGUCGCCGUCAAAGCCUUCCUUGAGGCUGAUCUUCCCGGUGAGCUGAUUGAGCUUCUGGAGAAGAUUAUCCUCGAGCCCUCGCCUUUCAGUGACAAUGGCAGUCUCCAAAACCUGCUGAUGUUGACUGCUGCUAAGGCCGACAAGAGCCGUUUGAUGGAUUACAUCCACCAGCUUAACGAAUUUAGCCCCGACGAGAUUGCCGAGAUGUGUAUCUCAGUUGGACUGUACGAGGAGGCUUUCGAGAUUUACAAGAAGGUCAACAACUUCCUUGCUGCUGUUAAUGUCCUGGUUGAGAACAUUGUCAGCAUUGACCGUGCUCAAGAGUUCGCUGAGCGUGUUGAGUUGCCUGAGGUCUGGAGCAAGGUGGCCAAGGCGCAACUCGAUGGUCUCCGUAUCUCUGACUCGAUUGAAUCGUACAUCCGUGCUGGUGAUCCCUCUAACUACCUUGAGGUCAUCGAGACCGCCACCCACGCUGGCAAGGAUGAGGAUCUCGUCAAGUUCUUGAAGAUGGCCCGCAAGACACUGCGUGAGCCUGCCAUUGAUACCGGUCUCGCUUUCUGCUACGCCCGCCUUGACCAGCUCGCCGAGCUAGAGGACUUCCUACGGACCACUAAUGUGGCCGAUAUUGAAGCCUCUGGUGACAAGGCCUACGAAGAAGGAUACCACCAGGCUGCCAAGAUCUUCUACACCAGUAUCUCCAACUGGGCCAAGUUGGCAACCACCCUGGUUCACCUGGAAGACUACCAGGCGGCCGUGGAGUGCGCCCGCAAAGCGAACAGCGUCAAGGUGUGGAAGGAAGUCAACGAGGCUUGCGUGAACAAGAAGGAAUUCCGUCUCGCCCAGAUUUGUGGUCUGAACCUGAUCGUCCAUGCAGAAGAGCUUCAGGACCUUGUUCGUCAAUAUGAGCGUAAUGGAUACUUCGAUGAGCUCAUUGCGGUCUUGGAAGCCGGUUUGGGUUUGGAGCGUGCUCACAUGGGCAUGUUCACCGAGCUGGGCAUUGCGCUGUCCAAGUACCAUCCUGACCGCGUCAUGGAGCACCUCAAGCUCUUCUGGUCCCGCAUCAACAUCCCCAAGAUGAUCCGGGCCUGCGAAGAAGCGAGUCUGUGGCCUGAGUUGGUCUUCUUGUACUGCCACUACGACGAAUGGGACAACGCAGCCCUGGCUAUGAUGGAGCGUGCUGCCGACGCCUGGGAGCACCACUCUUUCAAGGACAUCAUUGUCAAGGUUGCGAACUUGGAGAUCUACUACCGCGCCCUCAACUUCUAUCUCCAGGAGCAGCCAUUGCUGCUGACCGACUUGCUCCAGUCCCUCACCUCCCGCGUCGAUGUCAACCGUGUUGUGCGCAUCUUCCAGUCCUCAGACAACAUCCCUCUCAUCAAGCCCUUCCUGCUCAACGUCCAGACCCAGAACAAGCGGGCAGUGAACGAUGCGAUCAAUGACUUGCUGAUUGAGGAGGAGGACUACAAGACGCUCCGCGACUCCGUGGACAACUACGAUAACUUUGAUGCCGUGGCCCUCGCACAACGGCUGGAGAAGCAUGACCUGAUCUUCUUCCGCCAGAUCGCCGCCAACAUCUACCGCAACAACAAGCGCUGGGAGAAGUCGAUUGCACUGUCGAAGCAGGACAAGCUCUACAAGGAUGCCAUUGAGACUGCCGCUAUCUCCGGCAAGUCGGAGGUGGUUGAAGAACUCCUUCGCUACUUUGUGGAUAUUGGCAGCCGCGAGUGUUACGUUGGUAUGCUGUAUGCCUGCUACGAUCUGAUCCGCCCGGAUGUGAUCAUGGAACUGUCGUGGCGCCACGGGCUGCACGAUUUCACGAUGCCGUUCAUGAUCAACUUCCUGUGCGAGCAGACGCGGGCGAUCGAGAUGCUGAAGAAGGACAACGAGGAGCGGAAGGCCCGGGAGAAGACGCAGAAGGUGGAAGAGGACAACACCCCCAUUCUGGGCGGCUCGCGGUUGAUGUUAACGCAGGGCCCGGCGGCGCCGGCACCCGCGCCCAUGGGGUACGCCAAUGGAAUCACGCCGCAGGCGACUGGAUUCCGCCCCUUCUAA